Messenger RNA from Hippoglossus stenolepis (Pacific halibut), 8223 nucleotides. RefSeq names its product alsin Rho guanine nucleotide exchange factor ALS2 b (gene als2b). Bases 225 to 5327 code for a protein of 1700 amino acids. Lineage: Eukaryota; Metazoa; Chordata; Actinopteri; Pleuronectiformes; Pleuronectidae. The transcript has 34 exons. The record is from RefSeq and is a predicted model, not a curated record.
CGCCCCGCAGACGAUCUUUGCAGCUAGCAGCGCCUCUCCGUGUCAACACCAGGAGAUGAGCGGCGUAACCAGCGGUCGUUAGCAGCUGCUGAAAGCCGACGGACGUGCGUGUUUCGCGGGGAGCGGAGCUAAGAACCAGCUGGUCUGCAUCCAGGAGUGACAGCAGCCCCUGAAGUGUGUGUGUGUGUGUGUGUGACAUGCACAUGGAGUGACCAGCCCCACUCAUGGAAACCCAGAGGAAGAGCUCUGGGGAUGAUGAGGGAGGAGAGCGAGGCCUGCUCCACACCUGGAAGGGCUACUCCUGCAGCGUCACCCCAGACAGGCUGCUUCUACCUCGGCCCGUCCUUCAGGUCGCCCUGGGCAUACGACACGGAGUUCUGUUGGUGGAAGGAGGACAGGUGUACAGUUUUGGGGAGCUGCCAUGGAAGCAGAGUCAUGUCCCCGGAGGACCCACCCAGGAAUGUGCUCUCAGCGGGCAGCGUGUGGUCGCCAUUGCAGCUGGCAGUUUCCACAGCGGGGCGGUGACGGAGGAUGGCGGCGUCCACAUGUGGGGGGACAAUGGGGCAGGACAGUGUGGCCUGUCGGGCCUCAGUGCCGUCCCCAACCCGACUCCGGUGGCUCUGGUGGACUCGAACUCCAGUCCCCCGCAGACGGUGCCUGUGCUGGAGCUGGCCUGUGGGGAACAGCACACCCUGGCGCUGACGGUCCAGCGGGAGGUGUGGGCAUGGGGCAGCGGUUGCCAGCUGGGCCUCAAUGCUGCCACCUUUCCCGUGUGUAAGCCCCAAAAGGUUGAACACUUAGCAGGGAGGUAUGUACUUCAGGUGGCCUGCGGGGCUUUACACAGCCUGGCUCUGGUGCGCUGCCUGGGAUCCCAGGACGUCCAACGGCCCCCCGUGGACAAAUGCAGACAUUGUAACCAGCUGCUGUUCACCAUGACGGACAAAGAGGACCACGUCAUCAUCUCUGACGGUCACUACUGCCCCCUUGGCGCAGAGCAAACUAAGGAUGAGAGGAAGCUGGAGACGCCUGGCGCAGCCCACGGACUCAAAACAUCUCCAUCUGAGCCCGUGCUCUCCUCUCAUACAUCCACCUCAAAUUCUGAUUCCCCAGCACCUCAGACAAGUGCGGACCCCUCCUCUGACUCUGCCCCCGUCCAGGACCUGGACAAAGAGGAAACAACCUUGGCUAACGGAGUGCUGCCUUGCUCAGACUCUGACCCCAGUGCUCAGUCAGAAGGCGGCGCUGUAUCAGUGGUCAAGAGUUCACUCUAUCCAGACGAGCAGGCGGUCAAAGACUACCUGAAGAAACUGACAGACAGCACGCAGACAGAAGUGAAGACAGGAGGACUGCACAGUCUGCUUCCUUCAGCCACACUCAACAACCUAGUGGCCUCUUGCGCCUCUGCUGUGGGCGAGCGGGUCGCCUCCACCUACGAGGCCUUGUCCCUCAAAAAGAUGAUGAACUACCUGCCCUCUGGGGUGUCUCGGUCCGGCGGGCCCACUGGGCUUACCGGUACCGUCCCAGGAGUAGGCGACAACACCACAGAGCGUGUCCGCCAGGAGGACUCCAUGCAGGGCAAGAAGAGCUCCAGCACGGGAGACAUCCGCGAGGAGGAGGCAGAGAGUGUGCGGCGCCGCCUCUCGCUCCCGGGACUCCUCUCACAGGGUAGAUACGCAGUUCACCUCUUAUCAUCCUCCUAUGCCCUGCUGCUGUCCCCGCGGCUGCUGAGGAAAGCCAUUCGCCCCAGGAUGCGCGCCGUCGCCCUCACCCCGCUGGGAGCUGCGGUCCCCGAGGCCCCGGACGUGCUGCCCACCCUGCAGACAGAAGUGUGGAGCUGGGGCCACGGCGAGCACGGACAGCUGGGACACGGGGACAACCAGGCCAGAUUACAGCCACUGUGCAUCAAGAGUCUGAACAGUAAGGAGGUGGUGCGGGUGGCGGCAGGCGCUGGUCAUUCCCUCGCUCUGACCGCUCAGUCUCAGGUAUUUUCAUGGGGAAACAACAGCGCUGGUCAGCUUGGACACAUGGAGUCACCCAGCACCGUCCCGCGUCUCGCAAAGCUGUCGGAGGGCAUCCGGGUGUGGGAUGUGAGCGCAGGGGAUACACACACCCUCCUCCUGGCAGACGGCGACUGCAUCCAGCCCAUCAUUUAUUACAGCGGACAGCAGGUGAAAGAGGCGGAGGAGGAGAGUGAGGCCAAGGAGCCAGGUCAUCAGGAAGAAGGAGAGGAGGAGCAGGAGCGGAAGGGGGGCUACACCCCGCAGCCUGUACUGCUGCCUUUCUGCAUGCAUCUGGGUUAUGUCAGCAGUGUGUUUGCUGGGGGCAAACGAUGCGUGGCGCUCUCGGACCGAAACGUGAUGGGCUUCAUCGCCAGCCUCCACGAGCUGGCCGCAGCCGAGAGGAAGUUCUACUGCAAGCUGUGCAGCAUCAAGACACAGAUAAUACGCCCCCUGUUGGAGCUGGAAUCCCUGAGCUCCGCCCUUGGCCAGGUGACCUUCGGCCUCCUGCAGAUUCUUGCAGGUCAGUUCAGCCUCCUGUGUCACGUGACCGGGCAGCACGCCGCAAGCCUCACGGCCAACCUGCGGCGUGGACGUGAUGUCAAAAGUCUGCUCAUCCUCGACCAUGCCAGCAUCUUCCUCGACUCCUAUAAUGAGUACUCCAGCACCCUGGGCAGCUUCCAGGUGAUGGGAGGUGUUCAGGCCCUGACCAAGCCCUCGCUAGAUUUCUUUGGGAAGAGUCCUGGGCUGCUCCAGCGGCUGUCGGAGUGCAGCGAGGAGAACCCCCCCGUGGCAGACCUCCUGUCGGCGCUCUUCUACCUCCCGACUAACCACCUUCGCGAAUACGGCCGGCUGCUGCUCAAACUGGCCACCUGCUUCGAAGUGUGCUCCAAUGACUACCAGAAGCUGCAGGACAGCUGCUCCAAGUUUGAAGUGUUGGCCCUCCAGCUGAAGAGAAGAAGGAAAGACGCCGAGUACACGUUUCACUUCUGGAAGAGCUUCCCUGGCAAAAUGACGGUAAACUCACUCAGAGACUCUCUGAGGAAGCCUCACCGUCGGCUGAUCUGCGAGAGCAGCAACAAGGCUCUGACCCUGCAGAACGCCGGGAGGUUCUCCGUCAACUGGUUCAUCCUUUUCAACGACGCUGUGGUCCACGCACAGUUCUCUACCCAUCAUGUCUUCCCUCUGGCCACGCUGUGGGUGGAGCCCAUCCCAGAGGAGAACACUGGCACAUACGGUUUGAAGGUGAUCACACCAGAGGAGACGUUCACCCUGCUGGCCUCCUCUGCCAUGGAGAAGGCCAAGUGGCUUCGCUCCAUCAACCAGACGGUGGACCAGGCGCUGAGCGGAGCCAUGUACGACACGGCAUCAGUCAGCCCGGGGUCGGGGCCAAAGCUGGAGCCUCCUAUCUCCAGGACGGCAUCCUACACUUUUUAUAAGGAUGGGCGUCUGAAAGAGGCCACAUACGAAGGCCGCUGGCUCGCUGGCAAACCCAACGGCAGGGGAGUGUUAAAAUGGCCUGAUGGGCGAAUAUACACAGGGGAGUUCAAGAACGGCCUGGAAGAUGGGUUUGGGGAAUUUGUCGCUCCCUUUAAAACGCUCAACAAGAACGAUCAGUAUCAAGGUCACUGGAAAGAUGGGAAGAUGCACGGCCUCGGGACGUACAAGUAUGCCAGUGGUGAGGUUUACGAUGGAUCCUUCCAGGAUGGGAUGCGACACGGCCAUGGCAUGCUGCGCAGCGGCAAACUCAACACGUCCUCUCCCAGCGUCUUCAUAGGCCAGUGGCUGCAGGACAAGAAGACCGGCUACGGAGUCUUUGACGAUAUCACAAAGGGAGAGAAGUACAUGGGCAUGUGGCAGGACCACCUGCGGCAGGGCACCGGGGUGGUCGUCACCCAGUUUGGCCUGUACUACGAAGGAACCUUCAAAGAUAAUAAAAUGAUGGGCGCUGGGAUCCUUCUUUCAGAGGACGACACAACGUAUGAGGGUGAAUUCUCUGACGACUGGACCCUGAACGGGAAGGGUGUGCUGACCAUGGCGAACGGUGACUACCUGGAGGGCUCCUUUGGUGGUGAAUGGGGCUCCAGCCUCAAGGUGACGGGCUCCUACUUCAAACCACACCUAUUCGACACCGACAAAGAAAAGACUCAUGUUGUGAAGCUCGGCCGUCUGUGUGUGUGCUCGGAGGACAAGUGGCAGGCGGCGUUUGUGGAGUGCUGGAGUCAGCUGGGCUGCGAGAUGCCGGGGCAAGGAGAAAACGGGAAGGCGUGGGAGAAUAUCGCCGUGGCCCUCACCACCAACCGGUGGCAGCUCCAGGACAGGCCGGAGAUUCUCUCUCGGAGCCACAGUCGAACCCUGGAGAGUCUGGAGCUCAUCCCGCAGCAUGAAGGACCCAUCACUAUGGACAGAUAUCACACCAUCCGCCUCUACCUCAUCAAGGCGUGCGACACCCCACUCCACCCACUGGGACGGCUGGUGGAGACCCUGGUGGCGGUCUACAGGAUGACCUACGUGGGCGUGGGCGCUAACCGGCGACUCCUGCCUCAGGCUGUCAAUGAAAUCCAGUCUUACCUCAACCGCAUCUUCCAGAUUGUCAGGUUUCUGUUCCCAGACCUGCCAGAGGAGGGCGGCCAGAUUCCAGAGCCGAGCACCAACCUCCAGGACAAGAAGGAGCCGGGCUCCACUGAUGCCCCACUGCAGUCCCCCAAACCUGUCCGUGUGGUGAGCUGCUCGGCUCUGCUGCUUCCCGUCCUACUGCCUCGUCUCUACCCGCCACUCUUCACCCUCUACGCUCUCGACAAAGAGAAGGAAGACGGCGUCUACUGGGAUUGCGUCCUGCGCCUCAACAAGCAGGCUGACCUCGCCCUCCUUGCCUUCCUGGGCGUCCAGCAAAAGUUCUGGCCUGUUUCCAUUUCUGUCUCCCUGCCUGCACUGGGGGAGAAGCAGCAGGUACAUUUUGAUUGUUCCACAACAAAAAGCCAGGUUCUCUCCAGCACCAAAGACGCCUGCUUUGCUUCUGCAGUGGAAACUCUGCAGCAGAUUAGCACGACGUUCACCCCGUCUGACAAGCUGCAGGUGAUCCAGCUCACCUUCGAGGAGAUCACGCAGGAGGUCCAGUCACUGCUGAAGCAAGACUUCCUGUGGUCCAUGGACGACCUCUUCCCCGUCUUCCUCUACGUUGUGCUGCGAGCUCGUAUCAGGAACCUGGGGUCAGAGGUCAGCCUGAUCGAAGACCUGAUGGACCCCAGCGUCCAGCACGGAGAGCAUGGAAUCAUGUUCACCACGCUCAAGGCGUGUUACUACCAGAUCCAGCAUGAGAAGAUCACUUAGCGUGCCGUUACUCCCUCUGUGAUCCGCACGCUGCUGCCCCACCCCCCCGCUGCUGCCCCACCCCCCCUGCUUCGACACACACUGAGGCGAUCGCAGGGCCAGGACCAACCGGGCUUUGGAUUUGAUGGAUUUGUGCAGCGGCCAAUGGGAGGCGGAGGAUCAUACGAACUGGUUGCAGGCAGGCUCCAUCUGCUGCUGUCAUGGAGACGGGGGAGACUGUCUCUGACACACACGCAUACAAACACACUGCGGAGGUGUUCACCCUCUCAAUGACCUUUACCAGCCUCUUAUAUACGGAUCGUGAAGUUACACACGUGACCAGUGCCACUUUGUACCGUCCAGUGUGAAAUGAUGAGGCUCACAUCUGAAAGACUGUGGGAGACCCUGACGUGGGUGCUGUUGGAUACUACAUCGUGAAUAGCUUUUUCACUGGUUCAUUUUUUUUUAGUUAGUGCUAAUGAGACUGCUUUUUUUUUCUGCAUCCUGUGAAAAACCGGACCUCAUUUUCUACCUUCUCCCACAUUUUCGGCUUGAAAAUCAACUUUUUAUGGCAGAUUUAUUGCUGAAACUUUGUUUUCCUGACUCAUUUCAAUCCCUCUCUGGACUCUUUUAUGAAGAAAUGGGACGGGACAAAAAGAAGAGCACGAUCUCCCUAAAGCAUGUGACUUUCUGAAUGUGACCUGAAUGUUGUUUUUUAAUUUAAUCCGAACCAACAGUAUUCUUACAGCUCGUUCAGCGCAGUGUUUUUUUACCACUGCAGGGGAGCGUCUGCUCCUUUAGUGUUAUUGGGGAAGUUAACCAGACGUGCAUUUGCAAAACAAACCAGUUAGGAGUUUUAGAAGAGAGAAGACUGACGGGUUCGUUUUGAGAAUGUGGUUCUUGUUAACCUUCCCACCUUCCAUUGAGGGGCGACACGCCGUCGCUUCCUUGGGCUUUUUUCAACUGACACUCUGUAGAGCCGUCUAUCAUGGAUUGGACUGGACAGCACGCCACGUUUGAUACUGUACAUGUACAGUUGGUGAAUAUACACCGACUUGACUUUAAAUGACUCAUGAAUACGGUUCAGAGCAGUUGGCAGCCGAGCAGCUACUCCAACUUCCGAUUCCAAUUAGUACGUGGGAGAAGAGCGCUGGCGGUUUUCUAUGCGCCUGAUCAUCCCAGUGACUUGAUUCUGUGGAUGCAGCUGCAGCACAAGCUUCAGCUGGAUUUAUUCACUUGAAGGCACACUUGAACUUUUAUGGUUUGUUUCCUACUGCAAAACCAGCUUAAGAGCUACAUCUAAAUACAGUGAAAAGAAAUGUUCUCUGACAGACAAUCUGAACACCUCUAGUGUUGGUUUCUGAGCCCAGAUCUCAGUAUGAUAAUAAUAACUAAUCUUUACGGUCUUUUUACAUAUCGUUCCUGCUGUGUAAAAAUCCAACUGCUCCAAAUCCAGAUCAUCCUGAAUUCUCCAGAUAAACUUAAAGGAUUGAACGUUCCUUUGCAUACAAAAUGUUGCAGAAAUUCUCCAUCUAAAAGAUAAAUAGUCUAUUUAAAUACCCAGCGGCUUUUCUGAAAAACCCCAUAUAGCGUGCCAAGUUUUGGAGAAGCAUGUUUUACAGAACAGUGACGACAUAUGUCCGCGUGCUGUGAACGGCAAUCAUCAGUGCAAAUCUUUUUAUUUCAUAAAGAUCAGCUCUUUCCCUACUGACCAUAAGUAUGAAUUAGGUUUUGGAUAAAGCUUUGGAUCAGAAAACUGAAAAUAGCCCCAAGAGUUCUUGAUCUUUGAAAUAAUGAAUACAAACGUUUAUCUUUUCCUGAUGCAAGUGAAGCGUCUACAGAGAGGCGGGCAGUGGGCAUAAUGCAAACACUGUUAUUUUAGAUUCAAAGCCGGUUCUCUGCCCUUGUUUCUGUUAAUACUGAUUGUUCUUUUUUAAAAACCAUACACAGCACUAACUGUCAGACAUUGUUGCUUAUUUGCGUCACACAUGCCAGUUUAUAAAGAGGGCUUAAGAGAGGAUUCAGAGGAUGAUCGAGCCCUUUUUUUUUAAUGUCAUGGCUUUUGUUUUCUCAGACGGUUUAACAAUAGAAAAGCCUCUGGCCCACAUUUUGUGGGAAUUUUGGUGAAGCUGCAGGAUUUUUUUGGAAGGAAGUUAGUGCCAAAUGGGUCGGAUUCAAAUCUAGAAUUUUAAUUGUGCUCCUGUGCACUAUUAAAUCGAAACUGAUAUGAGGAUGAUGGAUUUGGUGUGGUCAAACAUCACAAUAAGUCCUCCAGGCACUUUGUAAUGUAAGAAUUUCAAGAGCUAUCAUCCAAAGUAAACAUCUCAGAGCAGAACCAUUUAAAAUCAGGCCUCUCUCAUUCUUUUGUGACUGAAAAACAACCGUGACAACAUUCUUCUGUCAUCGAUUAUAACCUCCUGUCACUCUCGGGACCGUACGUGCCUGACUCUCAAAUCAGUGAAGCAAUAUUGUCGCUGUAACGGAGAAAAUCUCCCCCCCUAAAUAAACUAUGGAUGCACUUUAGUUAAAACAUUUUAAUUGAAAAGUUGCUGCUGCCAUUUAAAAGGAAGGACACACAACUGACGACCCAUUCAGAUCGUGAUAUUUAUUUUAACCACUGUACCGUGACUGACUCUGACAUGAAGCGCUACUGUAUGUUGUCAAUGUAAACUGAAGAUAAUUGUUCAUAAGCGCGAUUCAAACCCUGUGACAACUGACCGCUUGAUGCACUGACCUCAACCGCAACAGUUCACUAUGGAAAUACGAGUUUUGUGUAAAAGUAACUGUAAAGAGUUUGCUGUUAUUGUUUGUUUCAGCUGGCUGACAUGACGCCGAACCUGUGUGUCUUUUACAUGACGUCACGUGUGUUGUACCUUUUUAAAUGACAACGAAGGGCAAUAAACGUAUUUAAUGGACA